Trichoderma asperellum CBS 433.97 is the source of this 786-nucleotide messenger RNA. NCBI's taxonomy places the organism in Eukaryota, Fungi, Ascomycota, Sordariomycetes, Hypocreales, Hypocreaceae. The record is from RefSeq and is a predicted model, not a curated record.
AUAUACAGAUACAACUCCACCAGUGCUUGCUUUAGCUUUCCUGGGACAAGAGAAGAACAGAUGCGGCAAAAUGCCAUAGAUGGAGAAUGUUAGAUCCAAGACCACACCAACAGUUACUAUUACUACCAUGGCUGUAUCCGCUAUCUCUAUUAAAGGAGCUUAAGCCCUGCUAGCAGAAGAGCCAUGAUAAGGCAUUCACUGGUUACCUAUACAUGAUUACGUGACAGUAAAACAAUAAAUGAGAUGGAAUUGAGCCGCAGGAUGAUGCUAUGGCAUAUCAGCGACGAGUAUCGUCUACUCCGUCCUCGUAUCAUAUGGAGCCCGGCGCCGUGUACCCCGUACUCGUCUUCCAGGCCGUGCUUCGGGCGCCUGCAUUCGCAGAUUGGCUUCCACGGCUCCUUCCUUCUUCGACUUCAUCCCCAGACCCACCCUUGUCCCUCCAUGCCCAAUUCUGAGCCCAUCUCCAUCUCCCCGACACAGGCUCAAGUGUCCUUCUCCUUCUUCCUCCUUCUUGCUCGUACAUCUCUCAUGCGCCGAGUUGCGCCGAUCCAAUGUCCACUUCGUUCGAUUCUCCUUCACUCGCGCUGCCAGGGGCGGUUCGCAUUGCCCUCAGACACGCCUGUGUUCUGUAACAAGGGAGCAUGAGAUGGCUCAUGGCCACUCAACUAAUGGACUCUGAGCCUCAUGGAGAAUAUGGAGAAUUGCAAUAUUGCUGCGGUUGCUCUCUGGUCAACCCCCGCGUUGGCUGUCCUCCUGACUCGAGAGAACAUCGGAUCAGGGAUUGCC